CAACUAAAGGCCCCUGCUUUGUUCACGAGCCUCUAAGUGUGACGUCAGAUGUUGAGGCUACUGAAAGACAAGCAUGUAUAACUUUACGGCUUCAGCAGUUCGGUGCCAUUUAUCAAGCAUGUAUUUCCACCGGCAACAAGUGCACGUACCACGCCUCAGGAAUCCUCAACAGCGACUUGCAUUGCGACUUGGAUGUCUGAUGAAGACACAUGUGUACAUAGAUGAAACGUCAGGUUUAAGAAGUUGGAUGAACACCCAAACAUGAGGGACAAACCCGCGCAGUCAGAUGAAGUGUUACUGGACUUGAAGUAGGAGCUAUUGUAGGUAUCCGAAGGGAGCUGGUGCGACCAAGGGAGCUUCUAGUCUCGCUUUGCUGUAAAGGAUAGGCAGGAGAAUAAUGUUCCGACUUGCCGAUUCAUCCAUGGGUCACUUGGAGCCCAAGACACCCGGACUGACCUCAGAUCAGAUGAACCCCACCUACUCACUCUACGGAAUGAAAACUCUCCCAUCACCAAAGGGCUCACCCAACCCAGAGAGCUGCCUGAAGAUGAGUAGCUCCAGCCCCAAGAAACACACCAACCAAGACGCGUUCCACUACCAGGGAGAAACGACGUCUAACGCCUCAUGGGGCGCGGCUCCCCCUUACACUGGAUUCCAAACGAGUUCGGUGUCGUCUGGGGAAGUAGCAAAGCGCCCUCAAUCGAGCAAUGGAGUUGGUAGGUCCGCGUUGAGUCCAAUGGAGGAGCACCUUGGAAAGCAACUGAGUGACCAUAUUGGCACGGCUGUUGAACAGUUAACAGAGUUUUCGAAAACCAAAAUGGAAAAGAGAAGUGAAUCAGCGACAGCGGAAGAGCAAGCAACGGGGCCAGUAGACGAAAGCAACGGCGAUGGUGAUGCGGGCAAGAAGCGAAGACAACGCCGUCAGAGGACGCAUUUCACCAGCCAGCAGCUGCAAGAGCUGGAGGCACAUUUCGCCCGGAACCGCUACCCGGACAUGUCAACUCGAGAAGAAAUAUCAGCCUGGACAAACUUAACAGAAGCAAGAGUUAGGAUUUGGUUUAAGAAUCGUCGUGCAAAAUGGCGUAAACGAGAAAGGAAUCACAUGAACGAGUUGAAGAACGGGUUCGGCGCUCAAUUCAACGGCUUGAUGCAACCAUUCGAUGACGGGCUCUACUCCGGGUACUCCUACAACAACUGGGCCGCUAAGUCCGCCUCAAACCCCCUCGGAGCGAAGAGCUUUCCAUGGUCGCUGAAUUCCGUCAAUCCCCUUGCCGGAGUAUCAAACCAACCCAUGUGUUUCAACUCUCAGACGUCGAUGAGUUCUAGUUUCCCUUCCUCACCGGUGAACGGUGUGAUGAGCCAUCAGAACCUGAACAAUUCACCCGGGGCUGCGGCGUGCCCGUACGCAUCAGUACCGGCCUCUCCGUACGUCUACCGGGAGCCUUGCUCGAGUAGUAUUGCCUCCCUUCGCCUUAAAGCCAAGCAACAUUCGACAUCAAUGAGUGGAUUUAGCUACCCCGUCCGGCAAUCACCAACUCUAUCAGCGUGUCAGUAUGCCGGACUCAACGGCCCAGCAUGAAUGAGAUAAAGUCUGAACCAAACAAACUUUAUCCUCAUCUGGCUUUCAAUUCAGGUUUAUGAGAGGCUUUUGAAGGUGAUGUGCAAACAGUAUUCAGCCCUUGAUAUGGUCACAAACAAAAUAAGUUUGGUAUAAAUAAAUCGGGUGUUAUCGGGACUUAUUGUACGCCGACUAUUGUCGUCUGCUAUUUUUAAGAGGUUGGCUAUGACGUCAUCACGUCCUGUUUUGCGAUUGGUCAAGCAGCGAUGCUAUGGAGGGGAGCCAUCUUGAAUAUUAAUACAACUGGAAGAAGUUGCUUUCUUGCUGUAUGUGCAAAUACAAAACCAUCACUCUAACACAUUUGUUGGUAUUUCAGCCAGAACAAAUUAUUGCAAGUUGGGUUUUUUUUUUUUUUUUUGGCACCACAGUAUAAAUACAACAGAAAAGGUCACAUUAUCCCAAAGAUUUUGAGCACAGAUUUUUUGUAUGUAUCAAAGUUAAGCAUCACAAUCUGAUUUUGUAAGAACUUUAUGUAUUUCCGUGACGGAAAAAAGGGAAAGCUUGUUACCCUAUACUGCUAAAAUAAUAAUCAAAAGUGAAAAGUAAACACAAACAAUAAUCAAAUAAUAACCAAAAGUAAACAGACACUGAUAAAUAAGUCAUAAGCCAAAAGUAAACACAAACAUUCGUACUCUCACAUGGGAUGCUCCGCUGUUUGGUGUUUCCCUGCGAUUGUGAAAUUUUAGCGAAGAAUUUUACAAUGGACCAUGCCCAUUGAGUGAAUGGUAUGUGUUUACUUACGUGAAAUUACGGCAAGGAAAAUAUUCAAACACAUAAUCAAUAUUUAUGACCGGGAACGGUUUUAGGGUGUACAUUUAAUGACAUAUCUUUUCGUUUUUCUUGUGACGAAAAUCAAUUGUACUUUAAUCGCCAAAGGAUUUGAUAGAAGUAUAAAAGGUUUGUAUGUAAUUAGAUGUCAAAGUUUCUAUAUAUUGGAAAGAAACGGUUAAAAAAAUCAUUAUUAAAUUGAUUGAAAAAUGUUUUUCUGUCAAAAUUUAAGAAGCAAAUCUGUUUUCAUUGUGUAUAUAAGUCAACAAACAGGGUUUACUUUAUCGGAGCAGAAAUUAUAAUUUAUUAAGAUAAUUAUUUAAGGUUGCUCUUUUCUGUCUACAUUUUAAAAACAUUGUCUGUUUGUUUUGUCGGCUUUGAAUGUUUUCUGUGCUUAUUUUGUCCAUCCUUUUAAAACGGAAAAGGCAAGAAUACAGAAAAAAGUUAGUUUUUAAAUUCUUUUAACCUUGUUUAUCAUAAUGAGAACAACUAAAAACUUUUUAAAAAUUUGUUUUCGAUUUUAUAAUUCUCGGAACUGAUCUACUGUUUUUCUUUUUAAUUUAAAAACAUGCACCCCGCUAAAGACCUCAAUAACUUUCCCCCAAAUACCUCCGUGUCACAAAAGGCAACCAUGUUCACUUUACCAACACUAUCACGUGAUUAAACCAAUCUCGGUGUGUUUACAAAUAGGUUGGCUCAUUUCGCCAUCGGCUUUGUAAUCUUACGUGCGUGUACAGGAAAGGUGACCAAUGGGGACUUUUUAACCGUAAGAUUUAUUAUUAAUUAUUUAUUUAUUAAUUUUUUAUUAAAUAAAUAACGAACAAAUUGUUUUCAGUUUGCUAGAAAGAUUAACCAGUCAGUAUUUCACUUUCAGUAGUAGCAAUACAAUAACAUGGUUGAGACGAACUGUUUAUAAACCAGGGACUGAACUUGUCUCUUUUCAUUAAUCUGCUUAGACACAGAACUAAUCUGAUCAAUAGCUCUUAGCAGACUAAAAUAUUACAAGCACAAAAUACCGUAUAUCAUAAUUUAUGUCAAGUAGUUGUGAUUGGUUAAAAACUUCUCACUGCUACAGUAGUAAUAAUAUACUUAUGUCUGCCGAACAACGGCCGCCAAAAAGCAGUAUUUUCUGCUUACAUACAUACUUCUUAUAAAGACUGAGGCUAUUAUUUGAUUUUUUUUUUACCUUUUUCGCAAAAGAGUUCUAUGAACUAGGCUGAAACAAUCCGUGAAGUUUGUUCACAACUAGUUUACUUUUUUCUUUUUGCUUGAAAGAAUAACUAGUCAUUAUUUCUCUGGUCAGUAUUUCUACGGGUACAUCCACUGAAUGUCUUACUUGGAAGGAGGGUUAUCUCUAAGAGCAUUGGGUUCUGUUCACGACGUUUCGUUUACUAUAUUCUGCUUGUCUUUAGGAAACGCAUUAAACAACACCAAGAGGGACUUCUUCAUUUAUGUUUCUUUUAAUUCAAACUUCUACAUUUUACCUUGUUUAAACGGUUCACGUUGUUUUGCACUCUAUGAUAUCUUCACCUCUUAAUUAAUUUUAUUUUGUUUUUAUUUUUUAGUUUGAACAAAUUGAUUCUUGUGAAUAAACAAAUUCUUGAUUAUAAU
This is a messenger RNA of Asterias rubens (European starfish), 3997 nucleotides long. RefSeq names its product pituitary homeobox x-like. Lineage: Eukaryota; Metazoa; Echinodermata; Asteroidea; Forcipulatida; Asteriidae. Gene Ontology annotation, molecular function: RNA polymerase II cis-regulatory region sequence-specific DNA binding; DNA-binding transcription factor activity, RNA polymerase II-specific. The transcript is spliced from 7 exons. Bases 398 to 1579 code for a protein of 393 amino acids. Gene Ontology annotation, biological process: regulation of transcription by RNA polymerase II; anatomical structure morphogenesis. Gene Ontology annotation, cellular component: nucleus. The record is from RefSeq and is a predicted model, not a curated record.